Molecule: messenger RNA, 2565 nt
Organism: Peromyscus leucopus (white-footed mouse)
Lineage: Eukaryota; Metazoa; Chordata; Mammalia; Rodentia; Cricetidae
Gene: Rnf225
Product: ring finger protein 225
Exons: 2
Coding region: 438-1415 (325 amino acids)
Biological process (GO): protein ubiquitination
Molecular function (GO): ubiquitin protein ligase activity
Source: RefSeq, a predicted model, not a curated record
AGGCUGGUUACUGUAUACAUAAUAAAUCUUUUUUUAAAAAGUAGUCCCUGUUAGGUCUGUCUAGUUGGGGUACGAUGGGGUCCAGUUUGCUCACUCCCUUAGUGUUUAUGUGCAGGCUUCACAUGUCUCCAGGAGCCCAGCUGUGGAGGCUCUGCAGAGUGGUCCAUGGCCCUUGUGCCAUUGAACUUCCUGCCACCCUUGCAUCCAUUAUAGAUCAGACUUGGUGUUUGUGCUAGUAGGAGGAGCCUGGGGGCGGGGUAAGCAGCCAGACGGGUUUGACAGGUACAUGGGAACCUGGAGAGGGCUGGCCCAAGGUCAGGUGCCCUCCAGGGAGGGGCACUUGACAACCUAGUGGCAGACAAGCCAGAAAUUGGGGUCAGAACAGGAGAGACUCACCAGGAUACUCAUCUGAACCAGCAUCGACAGGUACAAUCUGGAUGCCGUGUCCUCGGCUCCUCUGGUUCCGCCGCCACCGAGCCUCCCAGGGCUCAAGCCCGGGCUCCCCAGGUACCCUCUCUGCACCCACGUCCCCUAGCAGAGGCGAAAAUGAGGACGCAGAGGAGGAGGAGGGCGAUGGCAACCCGGGCGACAGCCCCAUCCUGCCCCCUGCAUCCCCCAUGGAGUGCCUUAUCUGCGUGUCACCCUUCGACGGCGUUUUCAAGCUACCAAAACGCCUGGACUGCGGCCACGUCUUCUGUCUCGAGUGCCUGGCCCGCCUAUCCCUGGCUACGGCGGGUGGCGGUGACGCAGUGGCUUGCCCCAUGUGCCGUGCGCCCACGCGCUUGGCCCCGCGCCGGGGGCUUCCCGCUCUACCCACGCAGCCAAGUCUGCUGCCUCGCGAGGCGCGCGUGGCACCCCUAUGCCAGGGCUCCGUGCGAUUCGACCGCCGCCGAGGGCUCCUGUACCUGCGACCACCGCCACCGUCCCCGGGGCCACGCAAGAGUCGCGCAGUGCGUGCCCCGCCGCCUCCACCUCCGCUGCGCCUCGGCCGCCCGCUGUCGCGUCGCCUGUCCGUGAGCAGCCCCACAUGGGCCUUCAACGCGGCUGUGGCUCUGGCGGUGCUGGUGGCCGCGGGCCUCGUUGUCUCUGGUGUCUAUAUCUUCUUCCUCAUCCCUCAUGUCACCACCUCCGGCCUUGCGCGGCCUCAGGUUGUAGCUCUAGCCCCCGAGCCUAGCUUCUGGCAACCGCCGAGGCCCACACCAAUGGCAUCCUGGACCCACACCUGGAUGCCACGGCCCACAAAGCCUGAUCUAGACCUGGAUAGUACCCUGCCAGAGGCUACCAAGGACACGCCAGAGCUUGAGGAGGCUACCAAGGACCCAGGGACCCUGGAUACACUACCAGAUCAAACACCUAAGGCAGAGACUGACCUUGGCUGGAACCUGCAGGCACAGGAUGCUGGGAAAAGGUUGUAACUACAGCAAUAAAUGCCUCAGUGGAUAAGCCCUGUCUCCUGGUCUGAGGAUUUCUGUUAUCCUGGAGGGCAUUAACAGAAUGCAUCUCUCCAGACUGGGGACCGAAAAGGCAUGAACUCUCUCAAACCACUGUAAUCAUUCCAUGAGAAUGUCUGAUUCCCAUGACCAUCUAAUUGAAGGUACCAGGCCACGCAUGUAAGGGUCCUACUGACGAUUACUUCUGAACCACAUCCUUGUGUAGGUCUAGUUGGGGUACCCCUGAUUCUCAUCUCUGUGGAAGUCCAGCUGGCCUCCCACCCCCCACCCCCCACCUGUGACAUCUAUACCGGACUGUGUCAGGGUGCCUUAGCUUUGAUCUUGAUGGGAUGCUGUUAGAAGCACUUCAAAUCAUCAUAACCACAGCCCCCUAAGGGAAACAUUCCUGGUCAGCUCUGGAGAUGAAGGCUCUGAUCCACUCAUCCUUUGGACUCACCACAGUGGGGCUGGGGCCCCUAUCUUUGGAGUACAAAACUUGUUACUAUUCUGAUUAUGUGUCUUGCUGCCCACAGCUAGUCUGUAAAUUUCAGCACCUGCUCACCUGACGAGGACUCUGACUCGGAGGGCCAGGGGUGGCCUGGCUAGGAAUGGGAGGGGCCCUGACUUCUGAAAACUGGUUCUCAUUUGGGAAGUAUAUCCCAAGCUGGUCUGGGAGUUUGAUGUCCCCUCCAGACUUUGGUUUCUGGGACCUACUCAGUACCUUGCGGAACAGUUCUGGUCAUCACGGGAGAGUUAAGACCUCCCUGUGACUCAGACAGAAUCAUUCAAUAUGAGAAGGCCCUGGCCCUCCAUAGCUUACAUGAGAGAUGGCUGGUCCUGUGUCCACUUUAAUCCCAUUAUCCCCAUUUUUCCCCUUCUCCGGGGCUCCAUCAGCUCUGCCCAGCCUCUGCUGAAGUCGAAGCCUUUCCAGCAUCCACCUCUAUGGAAGGUGGCUCCUGUCUUCCUUCCAAAAGCCUUUUUGGCUUAGACACAGAUUAGGAGGAAGGCAGCUGUUCUCUGCAUAGGCUGACCACAGACCUCUGAAACACUGUGUCCUGGCUUACCUCACUUGGCAUGAGACGAUGUGUGUUAAGGGUGGGCAGCAUUUUCCAGAAUGAAAUGUGACUUCUACAUA